Molecule: messenger RNA, 936 nt
Organism: Platichthys flesus (European flounder)
Lineage: Eukaryota; Metazoa; Chordata; Actinopteri; Pleuronectiformes; Pleuronectidae
Gene: cfap276
Product: cilia and flagella associated protein 276
Exons: 5
Coding region: 202-603 (133 amino acids)
Source: RefSeq, a predicted model, not a curated record
GAAGUGAUGGAGCAGUGGAGGGUCUGACCCCAACCCUCAGGUGCAGGUGCUGCAGGAGGCGGGUGUAGCACGUCAACUGGAAGCUGAUUGGCUCCUGUAACUGUUUGCCAUCAUCUCCUGAAAAGACUCCAGACGUAUUGGGAGCUGCACGCUUAUCAGUAAUAACCAAAAGUUUAUAUACACGUGGCGUUGUUAUUUAAGAUGUCGAGCAGGGAUCCUUUCCCCUCUCCAAAGUUAGAAAACGAGUUCAGCCUCAGCGGCUUCAGUCCGCAGCUGAGACAAACAUGCAAGAAACCGACACACCUGGCCCAGACUGAGGAGCCGUGGAGUCGCCUCUAUGACAGAGCUACUUUGGCCAGCACCAGACGCAGUGUUAUGUCCGAUGAAGUCCAGGCUCCCAACGACAGCCUCGACUUCCAUCUAAACUCAGUCUACGAUCACAACAAGGACCUCUUCUAUAAGAAGAACCAGACGUUAUAUCAGAAGGAGAGCGUGUCUGAGGACCACAGGAAACAUGGAAACGAAAAUCUACCGAAGACAGAAGAGAGAGACAUCGUCGUGUGGGUCGACCCACAGAGGCGCUCGGUUCACAGCAUCAAGUGACACACAGAGGAAGUUCAGUUAAAAUAAAAUUCCCAACAUUUAUCGUCACAGCAGACAACGUCUUUGUUCAGAAACUAAUAUUAAGCAAUGCUUCUGAUUCAGAUCUGGUCUAAAAGUGUUUCUUAAAUACCUGAGGGAGAACAUGGGCAGCUUCUUUUCUACAUGAAGCUUUGGGUACUUAUCUAAAAGCGUUUUUGAAUCACUUUCUUUUCUAAAUGACACACGCUGAACACUGAAAGGUGACCGAUGGUGAUUUGAUUUGAGAAACCCUUGAACCACAAAUAUCUUGAUAAACACUGAACAUCUUUUAGAAUAAAAGUGGAAUGAAAAUUA